GAAAUUAUCAACAAUAUUCCCAAUACACAAAUUUUCCUAUUUCUGCGUACUUUUAUUAAUAUUAUUUUUAUACAAUAUUUUUAAUUUAAAUAUCUAAUCCAUAACUUCUGAAUGGUUUUGUGGGAGUCAUAAAUGGCAAAGGCAAAUAUUUUGGUAGGAUUUACACUGUUCUACACAUACCAAUUAAAAAAUAAAAUGUGUUCCCUUCUUAGACCAUCCCGGCCUUGUUCGUUUUUAAAUGCUACAACCAAUUACUAAAAUAUCCUCAAUAAUCCAUUCAUGGAAAUGAAAUUACUACGCAAGGAAUGCAAGUUAUUGUUAUUGAAUCAAGGCUACCAGUAUUUCUGGACGUAGGUAUUAUGUAUGUCAUGGCUACUGAUGUAUUGCGAUACGCCUUCGUAACUAGCUACAUUUAAAGCAUUUAAAAACCGCAACAUCACAUAAUCCUCCGCGUCAUCAGUAACUUUAUAUUACAUACUAGCCGUAAAUUAGCUAUUGCAAAAUAUUUACAAUUCCUGUCUUAGAAAGUUUGAAAUAAUUUUAAAUUCUAAAUAAUUUUAUAUUCCUAAUUUUUUCCUUAUUAAUUAAACCAAGAACGAAAAGAGUUUAUUAAAAUGGUAAAGUUUUACCAUAACUAGGUUCGCUCUUAACUGAUGCAUCACGAUAUUGUUCUCACGUCACAUGGCAACACACACGCUUCAUUACUGCUAAUUAUAAUUCUUAAUUGUCGAGUAAUAUAUCAUUACUAUGGGUUUCGCUUUUCCUGAGGUUUGCUUAAAAAGCACGUAUGAAGAAAAAUUAGCUGGCUGGAAAUGGUGAAUUUCAAGGUCCAAAGCAAAAGAACUUGUUAUACUAUAUAGGACAUUUGAGUAAUACUUGUUUUUACCGACAAAAGUGGCAUACAGCACUUUGAUAGGCACACAGACAACGCAAUGUAGUUAUUAUCAUAAAUUUUCUAAUUUCCUGCAAUUAAGAAUAUACUGCCCAACACUUUACACGUAACUAACAAGCAUUUUUAUGACUUUCUUUAUGAUUAUUAUUAAAAUAGUGUUGCUGGCUUCGUGUUGUUUACGGUAGCAUGGUUCGAUGUCAUAGUGGUAAGAAAACAUUGGCAUUUCAUUUAGCGUUUGAUAUAUCAAAACUUAAUAAGUGUUUUUAAUUGUAAUGUUUAGAUACAAUAUUUUGAUACACAUGUUUAGAAAAGAAAAGGAGAGUAAACAGUGCUGAUGCUGGCGCAUUAUUAUUAUUAUUAUUAUUAUUAUUAUUGUUAUUAUUACUAAUUUUGUGCCUCUAAAAUUUGGAGGAUAUUUUACCUUUUAUUACCAACUACGCAGGUAGCUAAUCAAAUGUUAUGAUUUUUCAGUCUAUAUUUUCUUUAGACAAGCUUGUUUUAGUCAAAUUUUUGCGCAGUUGAUUCACCCAUGCGAUAUGAGUAUAUAAAUAAAUAAACAAAUAAAUAAAUAAAUAAAGUAAAUACGCUUUUAAAAUUUUAGCUGGGUGCCAGCUUAAUUUGGCAAUACUUUUUCGUAGUAUAAUAUGAUGUUAAGAAUCGUAUUUGAAAUUAGAUUUAUUGCAAAGCCUUUAUUCAGGUUGUAGAAAGUUUAAUUUAUCAUGGGUUGUCGCCGUGAUGUUUGGUGGUUAAAAUUGAAAUAAAGCCACUGUGACGUUGUUUUCUAGUUAAUAGAAACCAGUUUACAUCUAUUACUACGUCCUCAGAUUCUUUCAAUUUUGCAUGCGCAAGCGAAAUCGAAUAAUGAAGUAAAUUGCACCACACUUUAAGAGAAACCAAGGAUACCGUUAAGAUACUUAAAUAAAAUAAAGUAAUGUAACGUGUAAUAAAAACCGCUUGUGCGUGGAAAAUUUAAUUAUUAUAAUUUUAAAAUCAGUUUCAUAUUGAAACAUACUUUAAAUCAAUGGAUGUUUAUUAUCGACACAUGGAAUGAUAAAAAAGAGCUUUUUUAAUCGAUUAAUCUUUCCCAUGCAGAUAACUUUUAACACACUAAGUAAUCUUACUUUCAUCUUGUUAUAACCAUAUUGUAAAGUCAGUGAUCUUUUUAAAACAUCUUUUUUAUAUAUAUACGUCAUACAGCUUAUCUAAAUAACUUCUAUUCAUCUGUUUAUUAAAAAGAAACGUAGGUUUUAUACAAAAGAAGAAAGAAACUGGAGUGAAUUCGUGGUAGCAUAUUGUGACUCAAAUUAAAGCAUAUAAGAUGAAGGGUUGAAUAAAAGGAAAAGUUAUGUCACUUGGAGAAUAUAUAUUUACAAUUCUCCAGAAAGAUUUAUGUUUCAAAGAGUUUAAAGAGUUUGAAGAUUAGUAGCCAAAAUAAAAUAUUACGCCAGUGUCAGUAGCAUAUUCGAAAGAACUUACACAAGUUAGUAAUUAAUUUCAAACGGAACUGUGAACAAUAAAACUCGAGAACGCAUUUAGCGAUACGUGUUUGGCUACCUACUCUUUGGCCAUCUACGCUGAGAAAUCGUGAUGAAGUACGAAAAGCAACGAAAGCGAAUGUCGACUAUGUUUAGCAUUCAAUCGGCACGAAACCGAUUCAUAAUAUUCACAUGCCUGUGUACUGCGUCCGUAUUAUUAUUUCUCUCCAGUCGGCAGAAAUUCUUUCAUUCGGGUAAAACUAUUCAUAGCUUAUUUUAUGUUGAUAUCAUUAACCGGAUACAAUCGAUAGAGGAGCGAGUAGAAUCGAUACAAAAACGUUUAAAUGACAACGUGCGUAGAACUCAGAUUGCACGUCACAAUGCGGAAAUAAUUAAAGCUAGCUUUAAUGUUACAAAAGCUAGUUCCUUCUGGACUGGUGUAAAUGAAUUAGAAGCCGUUGAAGAUUUGUUUUCUAACAGAAGUAAAAGACAUAAGACAUGCCUGGUCACACAAUCUAAGUGUCAGCAUGAGUUUACUUUCUUAAUUUUAAUUACAACACAUAUAUCUCAUUUUGGUAGAAGACAUUCUAUACGAAAUACUUGGGCAAAUGACCCAAGAGGACGAUGGCGAACUGCAUUUUUAGUUGGUCGUUCUCGCAACCCGUACAACAUGAGAAUAUUACGUAAUGAAGUUGCAAUACACGAAGAUCUAAUCCUUGGCGAUGUAUACGAAGACUUUUAUAAUCUCACAGCGAAAGUUCAAAUGGGCUUUGAAUGGGCUGUCAAAUAUUGUAAAUUCAAAUAUCUUCUCAAAGGUGACGACGAUGUAUUUAUAAAUUUCCCCAGAUUAUUUUCAUUUGUGCAGGACGAUGAAGUACCUAAAAAAGAACUUUAUGCUGGCAAUGUCCAGUAUGAAGCAAAAGUAUUUCGAAGUGGAAGGUAUGGUAUAUCCAAAGCAGAUUUUCCAAAGAAACGAUACCCACGAUAUUGUUCUGGAGGCGGUUUUAUUUUAUCAAGAGACGUCGUUGAGAUUAUGUUGGCUAGGUUCGAUUAUGUGAAGUCUAUUAGUAUAGACGACGCAUAUAUUGGGGAAUUAGCACUAAAAUGUGGCAUUGAUGUAUACCAUGAUGACAAUUUUAAAAUGUUUGAGAACGAAAAAGGUUGUGUUUACAAAGCGAAUACAAUUGUUCAUCAUCCUGUAAAGUCAGUUAGCUGCAUGAGCAAGUUAUUUAAUCAUAGCUUAAGCGAAAGUACGGUGAAUCAACAGAAAAUGUUUCUCCCCGAUCGGACUUCCGAUCAUAGAGGGUACUUGAUUUACCUCUUAGGAGGAGCACUUGGGGCAAAUUUUUUAAAGUUUGCGUUGACUGGCACCGCGCAGAUGACGGUACAUAGAUGGCAGGUAGCUAUCAUAGCGCAUAACAGAAAAAAACACAUACGAACAUCAGUCGCAGUUAUGAUAACUAUAUGGAAUUUUUCACAAAGAAGAGGUUGUGGGUUUGCUUUAAGUUUAAUAUGGGCGUCGUUGAUUACAAUCGCAGUGUUUGGUAACAAUAUGCAGUUGAAAAUGUAUUUUGAAAAAGCCUCUAGUUCAUGUGCAUAUUUUAGUGUGAGCCCAGCAGCCCGUAACUUUGUAAACGAGACGACGACUCGAACUUUCGCUAAGCAACAGUAUAAGUCUACAGAUACCAACGGUACUUUCUUGAACGACGAAAAGUUAUUUCCAGAAACAAACAACAAUCAUAAGACUAGUCUAAUUAGCACGAUGAAAUGUGUUUUCGAAUAUGAACUCUUGAUUCUUAUUACGACGCACGUGGACCACGUCGAACGACGAAACAUUAUUCGAAAUAAAUGGGGAAACGAUGCUAAGAACAGAUGGAAAUCAUUUUUUUUAGUUGGCAAACCUGAAGAUGCAAAAUCCUUUUCUGCUUUACAAGAAGAAACUAAAAAUCACAACGAUAUAAUUUUGGGUGCUGUUGAGGAAGAUUUUUACAAGCUCGCCUUGAAAGUACUUAUGGGUUUUGAAUGGGCAAUACGAUAUUGUCAAUUUAAGUACUUACUAAAAGGAGAUGACGAUGUCUUUGUCAAUGUGGGAAGAGUAUUUGAGUUGUUACAAAAGUACGGCUCUCAGCAACUGUAUAUCGGUAACGUCAUCUUCAGAGCGUUUGUUAAGCGCUCAGGCAAAUACGGCAUAAGUAAAGAAGAAUAUAGCAAGUCUGUUUACCCGAGGUACUGUUCUGGUGGAGGUUAUAUCUUGUCAAAAUCAAAUGUGGAGAUAUUUGUGAAUAACUCUGAACGAUUCAAAAUCAUUAGUAUAGAUGAUGCGUACAUUGGAAUUUUAGCCUUAAAAUCUGGUGUUGAUGUGACUCAUUGUGAUCAAUUUCGUAUGAACGAAAAUGAGAACAGCUGCAGAUACAGAACUUCUACGAUAGUACACCAUCCAGUGAAGAAAGAAGUGUGCAUGGAUAAAUUGUAUAAAUUGAGUUUGAGAGAUUCCGUUGCACGAAAGUUUUUAUUAUGAAUUUUUAAUAAUUAGAAAUAAUUAGAUUUAAUAAUCAGAUUCGUUUUUUUAUUUAUUUUUUCUUUAGAUAACAAUAGCUAUAUUGUACAGCACACUUACGCGUGGAUUCGGAAUUGCUCGCACUAAAGGUUGGUGUCCUUCUGGCGUUAAUUUGCGUUAAUUAGUUGCGCAAAUUGGAGUUAAUUUUUUAACGCCUAAUGGAAAUGUCGAUGUAUAAUUAACGCAUCUGUUUUAACUCGAAUUAGCGCGUGGCUAAAUAUCAUUUUUUUCUAGCAUUUUAACACGAGUUAGCGGGAGCAUACUUUCGGAUAAAAAAAAUUGAGCACACUGUGUGUGAAAAAGCCAUUUCUACAAAAAAAAUUGUCUUUGAAAGAUUAUACAUUAAUUCUUUCCAAAAGAUGGUGGUUAUUCUUCAUUUUCCUCGUUUUACAAAAAAUUCACGAACCUAAAAUCUUUCUUCUACAAUCUUCUUAUUUAAUUGGUCUCAUAAAAAUCCAUACUAAAAUGUCAUCCGCGAUGACAUUAUUACAUCAACGACAUUUAGUUUUACUUGUAAUAGAACAUAUAUACUCAAUAUGAUUAACUCUAAGGCCAAAUAUUAGCGCGAAAAAUUAACCCGAUUUAACGCCAGAUGAUAAUCCAACUUUAUUGCGAGCAAUUUUGCAAUUCGCCGAACGAAUAAAAUUGUCUUAAUUUCCCCCUAAUGGCCAACUUAAAGUACAUUUCGAGUAUUUUAUAAAAACCCAGAGCAAAAGAGACUGCAUUUUCUGUAUUCUUCCAACGAAUUAGUUUGUGUGGUAGCUGUUCCGCGGAGGUAAUUCUUACAUGAUGUGCUUGGAAUAUUUUUUUUUUUUAUAAAUCAUUGAUGUAUCAAAAGUAUAAUAAUAAAGAAGAAUGCAAUAAAAAUACUUUUCUGCA
Hydractinia symbiolongicarpus is the source of this 5803-nucleotide messenger RNA. RefSeq lists its product as uncharacterized. Gene Ontology annotation, cellular component: membrane. Lineage: Eukaryota; Metazoa; Cnidaria; Hydrozoa; Anthoathecata; Hydractiniidae. Gene Ontology annotation, molecular function: hexosyltransferase activity. The record is from RefSeq and is a predicted model, not a curated record. The coding region runs from base 2480 to 4885 and encodes 801 amino acids. The transcript has 8 exons.